AUGCCCACUAGCCUCGAUACUAUCAACAACAGUAUCUCCAUCAUCGACGGUUCUUCUUCCUCCAGUCUUCACGCUCGUUCCUUUCGCAACUCUGCCCCCUACGCGGACCCUCACGCCCAGGACCCCCUUCAGCUCGUCUCCUCCGACGACCUCUGCCAAAACAGGACCUUCGAGGAUGGCGACUACUACUGUUCCCGCGUCGACCAAGUAAUUUACACAAACGUCGCUCACGACGGUGACUACCGUGAAGUCGCUUACAUGAACGACGAGACAGGCGAGUGUCGUUUUGCCGAAGUUAACCACACUUUCUCAGGAGAACUCGCCCCGUUCAACGAACCGGUCGCUCUCAUCUUCCGUGGCCCCAUCCACCUCAAGCAACUCGGCAUUUAUACCCCCGACGGAACCACCUACUCUCGCAUCGGCCACUACAACGCCGCCCAACAGACCACCAAGGGAAUUUCCUUCCUCGGCAACCGCGGCGGUGAAGGCUCCGGCGCAGUCAGUCAAACCUUUGGCGCUUCCCUUUCCUUCAUCAACCCCCACGCCACCGGCGGGGCCGCGUCUCCCCAGGUUCUCGCCAACGAGGUCAUCACGGGUGAAUUCGUCGUCAUGACAGACCAGGACUGCGAUGGUUCUUGCGGCUAUGUCCGGCCUGGUUCCGUGGCUAAGAAGGGAUUCCCCGGUACAUCCCGGAUCUUCCUCAUGGAAUUCUCCAUGCCUCACACCGGCGGAGCCGACAUGCCCGCCAUCUGGCUCGAGAACGCCCGCGUCCCGCUGACGCAACAAUACGGCGCUUGCUCAUGCUGGACUUCGGGGUGCGGCGAGUGGGACGUCUUUGAGAUUCUGCAUGCUGGGUACGAGCGCGCCGAGACAACGCUCCAUUUGGAUCCGCCUGCUGGUGACGCGAAUUGGUUUCAGCGCCCUGUUGAUCAGAAUGCUCCGAUUAAAGUGGUUGUCUGGUUUGAUGGGGGUGUUGAUGGGGGUACUGCCAGUGUGAAGAUCUUGGGGGGGAGCGAUGGGGUAGUGUUUGGGGAGAGACUUGCGGAGGAAGAGGUGGGAGCGCUCAAGAAGAGGAGUAAGGGGGUGGUGAGUGAGAUUGAUUAUGCGGUUAGGAGGGGGGAGGCGUGA
Molecule: messenger RNA, 1128 nt
Organism: Neurospora hispaniola
Lineage: Eukaryota; Fungi; Ascomycota; Sordariomycetes; Sordariales; Sordariaceae
Product: putative TOS1-like glycosyl hydrolase-domain-containing protein
Exons: 3
Coding region: 1-1128 (375 amino acids)
Cellular component (GO): fungal-type cell wall
Source: RefSeq, a predicted model, not a curated record